This is a messenger RNA of Fukomys damarensis (Damara mole-rat), 1705 nucleotides long. It is a transcript of the gene Iffo2, whose product is annotated as intermediate filament family orphan 2. The transcript has 9 exons. NCBI's taxonomy places the organism in Eukaryota, Metazoa, Chordata, Mammalia, Rodentia, Bathyergidae. The coding region runs from base 80 to 943 and encodes 287 amino acids. The record is from RefSeq and is a predicted model, not a curated record.
GGCUUCAGCUUGUUUCCGCCCUGCUUAGACCAACCUUCGCGGCUCUUUUCCGAGAUGGGAGGAGGAGCUCGCGAAGCGCAUGGACCUCCAGACCAUGGUGGACACGCUGCAGGAGGCAGCGCAGGAAGCCGAGGCCAUCCAGGAGGAGAUGAACGAGAAGAUAGAGCGGCUCAAGGCUGAGCUGGUGGUGUUCAAGGGGCUCAUGAGUGACCCCAUGACAGACCUGGACACAAAGAUCCAAGAAAAGGCCAUGAAGGUGGACAUGGACAUCUGCCGCCGCAUCGAUAUCACGGCCAAGCUGUGCGAUGUCGCACAGCAGCGGAACUCGGAAGACGUGUCCAAGAUCUUCCAGGUGGUCCCCAAAAAGAAAGAGCGUAAAGUGGCAUCAGACGAUGACAUCUCAGAGCAGGACGGUGAGGUGAAUCGGUUCUCGGAUGACGAGGUCGGCUCCAUGAACAUCACGGAUGAGAUGAAGCGCAUGUUUAACCAGCUGCGGGAGACCUUUGACUUCGAUGACGACUGUGACAGCCUGACGUGGGAGGAGAAUGAAGACACCCUGCUGCUCUGGGAAGAUUUCACCAACUGCAACCCAAGCAUCGACCUGCAGGGCGAGCAGGAGGAAAACUUGGGAAACCUGAUCCAUGAGACCGAAUCCUUCUUCAAGACGAGAGACAAGGAGUACCAGGAAACGAUAGGCCAGAUCGAGCUGGAGCUGGCCACGGCCAAGAGCGACAUGAACCGACACCUGCACGAGUACAUGGAGAUGUGCAGCAUGAAGCGGGGCCUGGACGUGCAGAUGGAGACCUGCCGCCGGCUCAUCAAAGGCUCUGCAGACAGGAAUUCACCGUCACCCAGCUCUGUGGCCAGCAGCGACUCGGGAAGUACAGAUGAGAUCCAGGAUGAGUCGGAGCGGGAGGCCGAUGUGGAGCCCAUGGUCAGCUGAUGACAGAGGCCCCGCGUGCCUGGUGGUCUUGAUGACGGGGCCCUGGCCUCUCGGAGUGGGCACCAGUCCUCGCUCAUGGACUUCCUCUGCCCUCCCCUCUCUGGAGGCCCCGAGGGACCGCUGCUUCCUUUCCGACACACCACCUCGCCACGACCAGUGCCCCUUCUCCGCCCACCUGCCCGCCCACCCAAGGAAUGGUGCUGUCAAUUUCUAUUUCUCCACGUUACAAAUGCAGACUUCUGUGUGGACGAUGCAGUGUUAACUGUGCCUUCUCCCUUAAGCUGAGCCACUUUGAGCUCCAGAGUAUUAUUCCUAGCAGGUGUUUUUAUACGAAACUCAAGGUGAGGGCGGGGCCCGGGCGUGGCAUCAAGCGGGUUUUCUACCCUCCCACCUGCUCCUGAUUGGCCGUGAGUUUUGCCCUCUCUUCCGCUGGUUGGCGCAGGCGCUGGCUGGGGGUGAUCUGCCCGCCCCAGGAGUUACCUCCAGGCCUGGGCAGGGACCUCCCAAGCUUUCUCCUUCUCUGGAAGAGAGAAAAGUAGAAGGAAGGGAGGGAAGACCAAUGUUUAUUUUCUGUUUUGGGUUUAGUGGCAAAGUGGAGGGAUAAGGCACUGUGGGGGGUAGUAGGUAGCACCUCACUGUGUUUAAAUUACUAUGCAAAAACAAAAAAACAAAAAACAAAAAGCAGCUUGCCUUAUAUCAUUGUGGAAGGCGGGCCCUCUCCCAGACUCCUGGUUACUCCGGGGCUGGGAGGCGGAGGUUAGG